UUCGUUAAAGUGUUUUGGCUUCAUCAACAUCUCAAUUCACAGACACAGAGCUUAUUCACUCUCUUGUCAGGUCUCUGUAAUUCCUACAAACUACAACUUGGAAACCAAUCCGUAGAGGUAAAUAUAUACUUACAACUUUUUCUUCUGCAGUUUGAUCUUUGCUUCACAGUUUUGCUACUGUUGUGACAGAUUUUGUCAAGCAAGAAGGCACUAUUAAAAAAUCAUCUUCUACCGUUUCACAACAUGAGAUCCUUGGAACUGCAAACGCGUUUCAACAGACACAAUGUUCAAACACUGUCAUGUCUGUUCAAGAGCUGUCCACUGCUAAACAUACUUAUCCUCAAAAUCAUUAAUGAUCAAACAAGUGAAAGAAGGCAAUGGAAUAAGGACUUGUGGGAUAGGUCUAACUCAGAGAUUCAGUACUGGGAGUCUCAAACCUAUGAAUUGGAAUCUUUGAACCACUUGGAAUUUGUGGAGAUUCACGGAUUCUUAGAGUGUGAGAAUGAAAUGAGCCUCGCAAUGUUUCUGCUGAGACAUGGAAAGGCUUUGAUCAAGAUGACGCUUCGAUCUAGUUUCCUCUGUAGAGACUCUCUCCGGAGACAAAUGAUAAGGUCACAGCUAACGGGAUUCUCCAUGGCUUCUUCUAAAGCCAAAAUCUCAUUCCAAUGACAGUUUCUGCAUAAUCUAUG
Molecule: messenger RNA, 689 nt
Organism: Camelina sativa (false flax)
Lineage: Eukaryota; Viridiplantae; Streptophyta; Magnoliopsida; Brassicales; Brassicaceae
Source: RefSeq, a predicted model, not a curated record